Messenger RNA from Wickerhamiella sorbophila, 1458 nucleotides. RefSeq lists its product as hypothetical. Bases 1 to 1458 code for a protein of 485 amino acids. The record is from RefSeq and is a predicted model, not a curated record. Gene Ontology annotation, cellular component: nucleus. The transcript has a single exon. NCBI's taxonomy places the organism in Eukaryota, Fungi, Ascomycota, Dipodascomycetes, Dipodascales, Trichomonascaceae. Gene Ontology annotation, biological process: regulation of transcription by RNA polymerase II. Gene Ontology annotation, molecular function: DNA-binding transcription factor activity, RNA polymerase II-specific; RNA polymerase II transcription regulatory region sequence-specific DNA binding.
AUGCAUUCUAAUGCUCCGGAAGACGGAUUCCAGUGCCUUGUGAAGUCGUGUUCGUUUGUAUCCUCGUCCAAACGUGAGUUCAAUGCCCAUAAGUUAGCCCAUGACGGAAUUAAUGCAAAGCGUUGGCUCCCAUACACAUGCUCACAGUGCCCUGCCCGUUUCUAUUCGAGCGACGACCAGAUGCGCCACGCCGAGUCGCAGGGCUCGAAGCAGUACGUUUGUCCUCGGUGUCCAGAGUCUUUUUAUUUCAAACCUGGCCUGGAAAUGCACUACGAAGUGGCCCAUGCCAAUGAGCCAAACCCGGACAUCCCGAUCCCCUUUCAGUGCCCGCACUGUAAAUUUGUCUGCAAAACCCCUUUGGGCCUAGAAAUGCACCUCCGCUGGCGGUAUAUGGGUGCAUGUUUGGCAGAAAUCAGCGCUUCUGCCAAGCAAACAGCCUCUGGUGCCGAUCCAGUCGGAGGCGCGGGUCAGCAGCCAUCGCCGACUCUAGGCGAAGAUCCCCAUCGUCCGAUCGUGCAGCCUAUUGCAACGAGGCUGAGUAUUGGGUGCCCGUCGGAAUUGUCUGGAAACUCGACGCCAGUGUAUGCUCCAGUUGCCACGCCAACUUCAGGGUCGGUCUCGGUGCCAUCGUCGGUAGCUGGUGCAGACGCCUCCAACCAAGCUUCACCUCGUCAGACGCCUGAUUUUGGUCCAGCUAGCUUGGGAGCCAAGCCCAGUUUGAACACACUGGCUGCCGCAGUGGCCGCAAAUUACCAAGAGAUGCUUUCGCCGACCAACUCAACCGAUAUGGUUAUGGGAACCUACACACCCGAUGAUGUCCAAAGUAAACAAAUGGCCACUUCGAGUGGUAUGAUUCCUUUAGGGUAUUCUUCUGCAAACAUGUCCUUCAAAAACGGUGUGGUAACCCCACUGUCGAACAAUUCGCCGAGCGCUACCCCCUUAUCUACAGUUUCGAGUGCCUACCGCGAGACAUCGACAUCUUCAUUGUCGUCUCCAAAUCCCGAAGAGUUGUCUCCUUCAUCGCGGCUUGGUGUACGUAGUGGAGGUGACAAGCCAAACACUUUCAGCUGCUCAGACUGUAUGGAGAGUUUCUCUUCGCGAGAACUUUUCAACUAUCAUCUACGUACGGCACACUUUGUGCCGUUAUCCUCUGAGCGUAAGUUCGAAUGUAAGACGUGCUUCAAAGUGUGCACGACUCAGUCUGGGCUCGACUAUCACAACCGCACACAUCUCAAAAGUAUCGAGGAGCGACGGGCUUACAAGUGCCAGGAGUGUUCGCAGGUGUUCACGGUGCGAUCGACGUUGUAUCGUCAUCAGCGCACACAGCAUGCUGCAACAUUGGAUGAACGAAAGCCCUAUAGGUGUAUGUACUGCGGCAAGGCGUUUGCAUCCCGGUACAAUCUCAAUCGGCAUGCAGAUACUAGACACCCUGGUCUGAGUCGUGAGCCUCUCAAAUGA